AUGGCUUCAGGCACUCCAUCUGAGACGGCCAAGGCUCAGGCCACCGCCGAUUCAAACGCACCCAGCUUUGAGUCUAUCGGAAUCAAGAACAACAGCAUCAACCAGAAGUCUGGCAUCUCCCUGUCACAGCAGCAGAAGGUUUUGGUCGGCAGCGUUCUCGAUCUCUUUGAGGGUAAUCCGACUUUGAAGCACCUGUCGCUGUGGUCCAAGAACGCUACCUUUCAGGACAACAUCACCGUCGCCGAGGGGUACGACAAGUACGCUGCUCAGUGGUACGGGCUACCAGCACUAUUCAACCCUAUCAAGAUUCAAUCGCAUACUGUCACGUCAGCUGGUAACCCGAUUGAACUUGAGCUAAAGAACAGCUACACCGUCAAGGGCGUCAAAACGGAACAGACCAUGGAAAGCGUCGUGCAAAUCGAGGUCGGAGAAGAUGGCAAAAUCGUCAAGGUCAACGACAAGUGGAACAAUAAUCUUCCCGACGGAGUUUUUUCACAGGCUUUGCGCAAGUUGAAUGCUGUCACUGUACCGGCGUUUGUGAAGGUCCCCAAGAACGAGGAGGAGGACCAGAAGCUGAAGGCUGAGCGAGAGAAGCAAUAG
This is a messenger RNA of Colletotrichum spaethianum, 600 nucleotides long. RefSeq lists its product as uncharacterized. The transcript is spliced from 3 exons. Bases 1 to 600 code for a protein of 199 amino acids. The record is from RefSeq and is a predicted model, not a curated record. NCBI's taxonomy places the organism in Eukaryota, Fungi, Ascomycota, Sordariomycetes, Glomerellales, Glomerellaceae.